Messenger RNA from Staurois parvus, 1857 nucleotides. The record is from the annotation of a GenBank genome assembly. NCBI's taxonomy places the organism in Eukaryota, Metazoa, Chordata, Amphibia, Anura, Ranidae.
AUGGGGAACAGCACCAGCAGAUUGACUGCCAUGCCUCAGGAAGGUGCUGCUAAUUUUUACAAGUUAGAAGAAGAGAUUACAUGUUCCAUUUGUCUCCAUGAGCUCUUUGAUCCGGUCUCCAUCACUUGUGGUCAUACCUUCUGUAGAGGCUGUAUAACCAAAUAUUGGGACGCCCCGGGGCUUCAAAGUUACCGCUGCCCAGAAUGCAGGAAAAUCUGCCCCAAAGACCAGCUCAUACCUAGUUACAGGCUGAAGAACAUGGUGACCAAGGUCCAACUGGCUGUCAAGGAAGAGCAGAGAGCAGACAGAUUCCACCUUCAGCCCUUCAACUGGUGUACACAGAUCAUGAUGGAAGAUUGCAGCUGGAUGAGUCGGUGCUACAGAGAUGCUUCUUGGAUGCGGAGGUGUCGGAAUACCCCCCGUGCCUUAUAUGUGUGAUUGGGGAGAAACGGAGAGGAAAAUCCACCCUACUGAAUUAUAUCAUGAGAGCCCUUCACUGCCUGGAAAGACACCAGCCGGUCAGUCUUGGGCAGGACGAGGAACCCCUCUCAGGGUUUGAAUGGAGAAAUGGCACUGACGGUGUAACAAAGGGAAUCUGGAUCUGGAGCAAACCCUUCAUCCUGGAGAGGAAUGAGGAGAAGAUGGCGGUAUAUGUCCUGGACACGGAGGGUUCGCUGGAUAUUGAAGGUGACCGGGAGACCUGCCUUAAACUUUCUGCACUGUCUAUGCUACUCAGCUCAUAUCUGAUUUUUAAUGUCAAUGCAUGUCUGAAAACCACAGAACUGGAUUAUCUGGAGAUGUAUCUUCAUGUGUCCGAACUGACAGGAGCGUCCUUUUCACUACAAUAUCUGCAGCACUUGGAUGUUCUGGUGAGAGACUGGCAGGAUCCUAACCAUUGUGGCCGUGAAGCUGCUCGUACCUACCUACGGCACGAGAGUGAGAAACUGAGGCUGCGGAAAGGUUCUGAAUACCGGCGUUUGCUGGACACUCUUAGAAGUCCAUCUGUCAGCGGCUUCCUGUUUCCCCCACCCGGGGAAGAGGUUUCUGAUGUCAAGUCAGGGAUCACUGGCAGACAUGGAUGAAGAUUUCAGAGAUCACCUCACAAGGUACAUCUCCGAACUUAUGGCAGGAAUUUGGCUCCACCAGAAAACCGAUAUCAGCGAAAAGAAGAUCACCUGCGACCAUGUGGGGAGAGCGCUGAAGGAAUUUGUUAUCAUGUUACAGAGGAGACCGUACAGCUUUACUUCCCCUUUGCAGAUGUUUUAUUCACUCGAAAACCGGAAACACAUGAACAGUAUCUUAAAGAGCUUUCAGGAUUUCUUGGACCAGCAGCUCCCUGCCAAUGCUUCUCCAUUCAAAAUCCUUGGGGUGAGGACAUCUGAGAUGAGGACCAGGGUCAGCGAGCAGACCGAUGUUCAUCUUGAUACUUAUGAGGGUGUGCUGAGAGGAGAUAACGCUGCGGAGAAAGAGAUGCUCAUGGAGGAGAUGAAAUCUCUGCUGAAAGAAAAACAAGAAAGUUUCUGCGCUGAAUAUUCAAAGCGUUUCACCAAAUGUGCAAUAGGUAUUGGCUGUGCCGUAGGAGGAGGAGUCCUGAGCCUGGCCGGUGGGGUUGUAGGGGCAGCAGUGGCUGGAACUGUGCUCGCUGUUGAGGCUGUAGGUUUAUUGGGCAGUACGACUGCAGCGGUGGUCACAGGGGCAAUCGGAGGCUCCGUCACCCUUGGAGCCAUUGGAACUGGUGUUGGAGCGGGCGUUGGUGGUGUUAUUGGACAUGUGGAAAAGAAAAAAGACACAAAAGCUGAGAGAAGUACAGAGACAUCCACAGAAGACACCCAACAUCUGGUGGACAAAAAAGACUGA